Molecule: messenger RNA, 6887 nt
Organism: Trichogramma pretiosum
Lineage: Eukaryota; Metazoa; Arthropoda; Insecta; Hymenoptera; Trichogrammatidae
Gene: cyst
Product: A-kinase anchor protein 13
Exons: 18
Coding region: 623-5572 (1649 amino acids)
Biological process (GO): regulation of Rho protein signal transduction
Molecular function (GO): guanyl-nucleotide exchange factor activity
Source: RefSeq, a predicted model, not a curated record
CCCAUCGUGUGCCACACUCCGUGUUAUUAUUAUCAUUAUAUUAUACAUAUAUAGACGCGUAUUGAUACACGCUGUACAGACCGUAGAUAAUACGCGUUAACGUAUCGCACCUCUCGAGCUCUCUCGGCAACGCACGCUCGACUCUCCGUUUCCUCGUUGUAUACCACUGCUGCUACUACUGGCUAUUGUCAACCCCGUGUGUAGCGAGGAUAUAUAAGAAAAAUCUCUCGCCCUCGAUCUCUUUUUUUUUCUUCUUCUUUUUCUUCGUCGUGGUAAUCCAAUAUCCGUAAAAAAGAUUUAAGUUUGUAAUACGCGUACGCGUUUUUUUUUGUGCCGUGUGAUCAUCAGCAACGAGCAAAUCGAGAGAUUAAUAAUUCACGCGCGUGUGAUUGUGUCAAGUGCGAGUGUCUUGUGUCUUUUUAACGCGCGCACUUUUGCCGAGGACACCUGUGUACAAUCGCGAGCUUUUUUACGACGAUAACCAAAAAAAAGCUCCCCUUGCGCAUGCAAAUAAUGCGUUAGCCGCGCGAGUGUAAAUAUACAUAGAUCACGCAGGGAUAAGAUAUACAGCCACAACCGUUUUGAAGAGUGCAAAUAGUUUUGCGCGCUCCAUGACUGUUUUAUGUAUCACGGAAACUGCAGAUGCUGCCUCGUUCUCGAAUUCAGUCGUACGGUUAGACGAAGGAUAUAUCAUUGGCUCAGCUGGUGCUUACAGCUGUUGCUGAUCGUCGCCCACCAGGAGGAUCAAGCAGCAGCAGCAGCAGCAGAAACAGCAUCGAAGCCGCCUCAUAAUGACGAGUGCCCGAACAGCGGCGAGGACAGCGAGGAGGAUGUAAUAAAGGACUAUCUGGGAGGCUCCGGGCAAAUACCGGAGUGCUCGCCGCCGUCCUCGCGCGUCAACGGUAUCGUCGACGAGUCUACCACUACUAGCAAUAAUAAGCCACAGCAGCAGCAGCAAACGAGCCAAAAGUACAACUCGCACGACGAGGGCUGCCUGACAACGGGUGGAGCUUCAUCCAAAGAUCAAAACAACGCCCAGCAACAGCAAGUUAAAAGUAUGUCCGGCACGAGCACACCGACGACGCCUGGGACGGCCGGAGCGGCGGGGAUGGCGACGUCGAGCAGUAUGACGACGACGCCGACUAAUCCACUCGUGCCCAUUAUCAGUGUAACUCCGCACUCGCCCGGACUGGCCAAGCAUUAUCCUGUCCUCGAGGAGCCACUUCGCCAUCUGCACGAGAUUCACGACCGCAUUCAUCAGAUGCGCGACCUGACGCUGCGCACCGGCGCCCAGGCGAUAGGCGGCGAUCAUCUGGCGCGCUUCAGCACCAGCUGUCCGCAGCUCUGCCCUCUGAUCUCCAUCGAGGGUGUGAUCCAGACCAGCGGCAUCGGUAGCGGCGGCGGCAAUGGCAAUCAGCAGCACUACUAUCAUCAUCACCAGCACAAUCACCAUCGAGACUGUCAGGGUGCUUGCGGCGGUGGCCAGGUGGUCGUCGAUGGCCAGGACGGCUCCGAUCCCGAUCUCCUGACCAACUGCUCGACCAACAGCUCGCCCACGCACUACCAUCAUCAUCAUCACGGCAGCGUCGGUGGCGGUGGCGUCAGCCACGUGUGCAGCCAGAUACUGCAGGGCAUCGAUCGGCGAAGAAGCUGGACGGACCUCGAGGACUCGAGGCAGCACGGCCGCCGUGGCUCCGACAACAAUCAUCUGACGGCUCAGAACAUCCGCCAGCGAAGCAUAAGUCUGAGCAGCUUAGACAGCGACAUGGACAUGGAGCUCGAUGGCAAGCGGCCCAGAGAAACGAGCAGCAAGCCUCGUACUUCCGUAUCGCAAUCUAGCACGCAUUCCCUCAAUGAAGCUGACUUUGUUCAGGUCGAGUUCAAGGUGACGGGACAGGCGAAGCGGAGCGGGCAGCGCUUGGGCGACAACGCGAGCCUGAUGCCGGGCAUGAUGUCGGUGCUGGGCUCGCGUCUGCCGCUGCAGAAGUCCGUCUCGACGCCGUCCAUCGUGAUACCACCGGCGGGCCAGCAGCAAGAAACUGGGACGCGCGGCGCUCCCUCCCACCUGGCAAGCAAAAGUGGCGCCCGACAUGAGCGAAAUCGUCACAGCGAGGCCAACAAGCAGCAGGGCGCAGGAAGCGGCAGCGACACCGAAACGGACGAGCCCCAUCAUCUGCUGGCGCACGAACGUCACGAGUAUAACGAGGAUUUGAUGCGAGAGGGUGUACAAAACACCCAGGCAUCGCUCGACGAAUUACUCACCGAUACAGCGUACGACGAUCGACAAUCGGAAAAGACAAAGCGCAAGCGUGGCUCGCUGUUCUCCAGAAAAAAGAAGGACAAGAGCGGCAAGAAAACGGCGCAACCGCAUCAGUGGGGUACCAUAAACGUCUCGUCGCAGGGCAACAAUUCCUGCGACUUUUGCAUGAAGCCGUUCGCCAGUAAACCCUCUUUUCACUGCGAAAACUGCGGUGCUAUAAUUCACCAGAACUGCAAGGACCAUUACCAGGCCGAGUGCACCAAGACAAAAUCAUCGAGCAAAUCGUCGUUCAAGUCGCUCUCCAGCGUGUCUAUAUCGUCGACGAGCAGCAUAGUGAAGCGCGCCUCCACGGCGUCCUUACCGCUGGCAGCUUCAAGCAGCACAGGAAGGGAUAUUAACAGCAAGAAAGCGGUGACAAGCUACAGCCCUUGGCGGCGUGUUGCCACCAAGCUUGGAGUCAAUCAAACGAUCAGCGAGGAGCGAGAUGGAGAUGGAGGUUCGCAUCGAGAUGUACCCAGCUCGGAGAGGUACACGCGUUCCGUGGAGCAGCACGGUGGCAGCGGCGUCGAGGAGUUCGACUUCGACGACACGCAGCAGUUCAGCCUGGAGGAGUUCGACCAGCAGCGGCCCGAGCUGGCGCUGGGCCGCGAGGAGCCGGACUCGUGGUCGGCGGCGGUCGGCCGCAAGGCCGCGCUCAAGCUCUGCGACAACAACGAGCGCGAGAUCAAGCGCCAGGAGCACAUCUACGAGUUCAUCCUGACGGAGAAGCAUCACUGCCUCGUGCUGCUCGCCAUGCAGCGCAUCUUCGUCGACGGCCUCCAGCGCCACUUCAACUUCUCGGUCUCGGUGCUCGAUCGCAUGUUCCCCAAGCUCCAGGCCCUCAUGGACAUACAUUUCGACUUUCUGGCCAAGCUGCGACAGCGCCAGUCCGAGAGCCCGGUGGUGCCCAGUAUCGCCGACAUUCUCUGCGAUCAGUUCAGCGGCGACAACUCGUACGGCAUGAAGUCGGCCUACGGCGAGUUCUGCUCGCGGCAUCGGGACGCCGUCGACGUCUACAAGCAGCACCAGCAGAUGGACGCGAGAUUCGCCCGCUUCGUGCGCCACUGCCAGAACAAUCCGUUGCUCAAGAAGAAGGGCAUACCCGAGUGCAUACUGUUCGUGACGCAGCGACUGACCAAGUAUCCGCUGCUGAUCGAUCCGCUUAUCAAGACGUCGACGGCCCAGGACGAGACGGACGAUCUGCGCCGAGCGUUGGCUCUGGUCAAGGACAUACUCAACGAGGUCGACACCUGUGUGGCAGACAAGGAGCGCACCGAUAGGAAGCUGGACAUUUAUCACAAAAUCGAUCCGAAAUCCUGCGUGACUUAUCGCGGCAACAAGUUCAAAAAGUCCGACAUCCUCGACUCGAAUCGCAAUCUCAAGUUCGAGGGCACGGCUUGGCUCAUGCAGGGACGCAACAAGAUGGUACCCGUCGUCGUCGUGUGCCUCACCGACAUCCUGUUCUUUCUCACGGGCGAGCAAAAGUACGUCUUCUUUGUGCCGGACAACAAAGCCGGAGUCGUCUCGCUACAGAAACUUCUCGUCCGCGAGAAAGCCGGCCAAGAGUCGCGGGGUAUCUAUUUAAUAAGUAGCAACCCCACCGAGCCCGAGAUGUUCGAGCUUAAGGUCAAAGAGCCCAGGGACAAGCAUAUUUGGAUCAAAGCCAUUCGUGCCGCCGUCGAGGCUUGCCCGCAAGAGCCCGAAAACGAGAGCUCGAAUUUCAUCGAGAACAAUCUGAUUAACGAUCUGAGGGACACGCGGCCGCUCUCCAUGGCGAAACUUACCCCCGAGGAGAAACUUCGACUUGCCAAAGAAACUCGCCUGCAGAGCAUACUUGAGGAGCUGAAGAAGAAGGACGAGGAGCAGACCAUGCUGUUCGAACAGAAGAUGGCCCUGCACUUGCGACUUCAUAACGCCAUCAGCGUCUCGAACAGCAACGAUAAUGACGUAGACAAGAACAAGGAUUUCAAAGAGGUUCCGGACUACUUGAGAUUCGCUCGAGGCGAGAAUAUUAAUCCGAUGCAAAUGUACAAGGAGGCGCUGGAUGCCAUGCAGCAAGCUAUGCGCUUAACCAGUUCUCUGUCGUGUGGCGCCGGCGGGGGCAGUCUGUCGCGCAGCUUGAGCUCAGCCGGAGAACGACACAGUCAAGCUUACGUACAUCCAUCGGUGACGGUACCCCGACGGGCCGAGACGUUCGCUGGUUUCGAUCACAACAAGCAGGAACGACACGCGCGCGAUGCAGCGGCAUUGAUCAAUGCUGCCGGCGGCCUCGCGCCGUCGAGAAGCGUCAGCGAGAGCGGCCAGGCCGAGACGUUGCUCGAGUGCAAAGUGCUGGAGGACGACCCGGACGGCAACAAGGACCAGCGCGAGGUGGCCGUGAGGCUGUCGCACUACGUGCAGACGCUGCUCGGCGUCAUCAGCUACCAGAUGACCAGCAUCGAGAGCCUGCAGGCCCAGCUGGCGGGCUUCAAGGAGGGCAGUAUCGGCAAAUCGUCGCAGGUGCGCGCCAAUCCCAAUCGCCAGCUCGAGGAGCUGCGCAAUCUGCAGGACCAGCUCUGCCGUGAGAAGGCAGAGUUUCGCGCGUCCUCGCAGCAGGAGCGCGCCCAGCUGGACGAGGAGCGGGCCGAGUUACAGAAGCUCAGGAAUCAGUUGACGGUGGAGCAGCGCGACGUGGAGAAGCAGCGAGACCAGCUGUAUCGCUGGCUCGAGGCCCAGUCGCGCCAGGGCGUGGUGCCGCUGAACGCGGCCCAGCUGCGCGAGGUCACCGGCACCCAGAACACGCGGAAAAAGAACGAGGGCACCGAGAAGAGCAUGAACAUACCGCAGCACUUGUUCAGCGCGACCAAUCAGCAGAAGGUCCAGCAGUUGCCGGUCAAGCAGCAGCUGCCCUUAAAACUCGCGAGCGGAAGCAAUAAUAAUUCGAGAACUAGCCUGAUGAGCAAUAACAGUCCGGAUCGUCACUCCCGAGCCGGCAGUAGUCCCGCGAUCGUCAGUACCAGUUCCUCGGGUGUUCUAUCGCCGGAGCUCGGCGUGAACAACGGCAGCUCCAGUUCAUUGAGUCACUUUUCAAUGUCGAAUCGCUCGUUACGGGGCACUCGUAUACCCGAGCCGUAUUCUCGAAAUAAGCAUCACUCGCCUCAACAGCAGCAGCAACAACAGCAACAACAGCAGCCACAACAGGCGCAGCCGCAACAGCCUCAACAGCAGAGUUCGCAACAGCAACACUCGAAUCAGCAGCAGCAACCAAUGGAAGAAGAAGUUUUAUUUUUGUGACGUAUCUUGCGCUUUGGCAGAAAACAUUUGAGAUCGAGCAGCGGCAAGGGUACGGCGACUCCGACUGGAAAGGACGACGACGAUAGUUCUCAACAGCAGCAACAACCUCGCAGUAGGGUCAAAUCAUUUUGAUUUCCGACUUUUCGCAGAAAAUCGAGGUAGACGCGUAAUUUAUUGGUACAUACGCAAUUUGUACGUGUGCGCGCCGAGGAUGCUGUUACCGAAAACACCAUUCAUUUUAUUUAUAUUUUUGUUGCUUUUUAUUUUUAAUUGUUCGAUGGAAGGCAAUCGAUCUUUUUAAUAAUGGUUCGAUAAAUUUUGUACAUUUGUAAAUAUAAAAGGAAUGCAUAUGAAUAAUACUUUCAUGGUAAUCAUUAUUUUUAAUUUUUUUGCUCUUUAUCGUAAAUGUGGUUGGAAAUACGACAAUAAAAAUCGAGAUAUGAUACAGAUUAGUAUAAGGUCAUAAGUUACUAAUUAGGCUUCGAUGUUUCAUUGUCAAAUUUUACCAAUAUUGUCAUUGCCCUAUUUGAGAAAUCCUAAUAUUGAGAAAAAAUUCGAUAAUUCUCUACAAUCAUUAACAGAUUCGUUAUGAAGCGCGUGCGAAGUUCGAUUUUUCAAAGACUUACAAUUUUGUAAACAAUAUAAAACUAACGCAGUAUUGAAAAAAAAUGUACACGUUGUUUUUUUGUCACUUGCGUCGCUGCUGAUUCAAAAGUUGAUUUAGCUGUGAUUUCAGCAUCCUCCCCACACCUACGAGAUUCUUUUACGCUGUUAAUACUCUUUCUUAUAAAUUCAUAAAUAUACAAAUUUAGCCAAACGUUUUUGGGAAAGUUACUACGCUAAAGUAGUUAGGUUUCUUAAACGAGCAAAAGGCAAAUAAAUAAAAAAAUGUAAUAUAUUCAUAAGUGAAUAUAAAAUAAAUAUCAAAAAUACUGCUAUAUAAAAAAAAUAUAAAUACUUUAUAGGUUUACUCGUAUAUUUAACUUAAGCAAUAGGGGAUCUUAUUAAUUAAAAGAGUUUGAAUGAAUUCAGAGUAUUAAAAGCCAACUCGAAAAAAUUCAGUGGCUUUUCUUGUUAAAACUUUGCCUGUUACAAUUGAUGACGAUUAAAAGUCGACUGACACUUGGGUAUAUAAUGAUGUAACGCGUAAUAGACGAAUCUUAAAACAAAUAUAAUAAUCUUACACGUAUGUACAAUCUGUGGAGAAAAAUAACGUUGCUGUUCGUUGGUGAUAAGUGUAAAAUUGUUUGAAAUAAAUAAAAAUGCAAUAUUAAGAUAUUUAAUGUUUAUUAUGUAUACUUCUCUUGUGUACAAG